AUGGAGCUCAAGAUGGGAAGCGUCCUGCUGUCUCUUCUUUUCUGGUACAAAGCUGUGCUGGCCCUCUCCCCCAGCGAGGAUGAGAGACUGGAGCUGUGGCACAGCAAGGCUUGCAAAUGCGAUUGCCAAGGAGGUCCUAACUUGGUGUGGUCCAGCAGGACUAACAGCUUAGAGUGCAUGCCAGAGUGCCCCUACCACAAGCCUCUGGGCUUUGAGUCCGGCGCUGUCACCCCCGACCAGAUCAGCUGCUCCAACCCCGAGCAGUACACGGGCUGGUACUCCUCAUGGACAGCCAACAAGGCCCGCCUCAACGGCCAAGGCUUCGGGUGUGCCUGGCUCUCCAAGUACCAGGACAACGGGCAGUGGCUGCAGAUUGACCUGAAGGAGGUGAAGGUGAUCUCGGGGAUCCUCACGCAAGGGCGCUGCGACGCCGACGAGUGGAUGACCAAGUACAGUGUGCAGUACCGCACCGACGAGAAUCUCAACUGGGUUUACUACAAGGACCAGACCGGGAACAACCGGGUUUUCUAUGGCAACUCAGACCGGUCAUCCUCAGUGCAGAACCUGCUGCGGCCGCCCAUCGUGGCCCGCUACAUCCGCCUCAUCCCGCUGGGCUGGCACGUGCGCAUCGCCAUCCGCAUGGAGCUCCUCGAGUGCCUGGGCAAGUGUGGCUGAGGCCCCGCCAGCCCCGCGUGGUCCUCUGGGACAGAAAUGAGGAGGUGUCCGC
Molecule: messenger RNA, 727 nt
Organism: Cygnus atratus (black swan)
Lineage: Eukaryota; Metazoa; Chordata; Aves; Anseriformes; Anatidae
Gene: RS1
Product: retinoschisin 1
Exons: 6
Coding region: 1-675 (224 amino acids)
Source: RefSeq, a predicted model, not a curated record